Cladocopium goreaui is the source of this 1417-nucleotide messenger RNA. NCBI's taxonomy places the organism in Eukaryota, Dinophyceae, Suessiales, Symbiodiniaceae. The record is from the annotation of a GenBank genome assembly.
GCUUGCGCAACUCGUGCCCCUGUGGCCCAUGGCGAUUGGCGAUGCAGAUCCGAAAAAGAGGAAUGCCAAGGCGAAGCCGGCACCCAAAGAGAGGGUCCAGCCGAAGAAGAAGCUGAUGCCCAGACCCCCACAGGCGCCGCCGCCUCGAAAGCUUCUGGCAGACCGACAGAGCCAGCAGUUGGUACCCGUGAAGGAGGAGACCAUGGAAUUCUACGAUGGGCAGACGGUGCAGAUGCCACCUCCACCUCCGCCCACGUCACCCUGGCCCCAGGCAGCGCUUCCGGGCUCCUUCCCGAAAUCUGUGUCUCUGCUAGGUCUCAGCAGCAUGGGCAUGGCAGGGGGCAGCUUGGUUCCGCCGGUGGUUGCCCCACCUCCCAUGAAUCCCCCAGCUGCAGCUGCAACAGCUCCAGUAGCAGCGGUAGCGGCUCCACCAGCUACACCUGUGGUGGUGCCUCCUCCAGUGGUGAUCCCCCCACCUGUGGCGUCUGCGGAUAAUGGCUCUGCUCCUGCUGAGCUCGAAAAGCUGCGAAACAGCAUGUCUUCCAUCAGGGACGAAAACGCUGCCCUCAAGGCGGAACUUUUCGAGUGGAGAAGAGAUGCAGCGAAGAACCGUGAGGCUGAACAUGCCUUGGAGCAAGCGCGGGCAGCACAGCUUGAAGCUCAAGCGAGACAAGCACAAGAUUCUGAGGAUUUGGUUCGUGACCAGCUAACCGAGAUGGAAAAGCGGAAGUCGCGCCUGGAAUACCAGCUCUCUGAGGCCGAAAGCCAGUUGAAAGAAGCACAGAGGGAGAAUUCGGGGUUACAGAAGGAGAAUUCGGUGUUGCGGACCCACAGAGAUCUCUUGACGAGAGAGAUGAAGGACUCUGGACCUGUGAAAGCCGAAAUCGAGGCGGCUAGGAGUGAAAUCUCAGUGCUACACGGACAACUGGAGAAGUUGAAAGAGGAAAACGAGGCUCUCAGGGCAAAGGCUUCAGAAGAGGACAACGAGAAAUGGAAAAAACACCAGAUGCUGCUAGAGCGCUACUCCUCUGCACUGAAGGCAUCGUUCACGUCCCAACUGACUGCACUCCAAGUGCUGAAAAAUGAAAGCAGGGAUGUGGUCAACGCCAACGGUGACAUAGCUGUGCAAAACAGUGACGCCGUCAAAGAAGUCAUCGCAGAUCCGCAGCUGUCUGUUCUGUUGGAAGCUUUGUCUGGCAGCUCCGACAAGCAGACGCUGGAACAUGCCAUUGAAAGUCUGCGGGAACUGAGCAAAUCCAAAGGCUUUGUGGUGCCGACGACUGAUGGUGACACGGCCACGGAAAUCAUGGAAGAUUCGGACAAGGAAGCAGAGGCUGAGAGUGAGAAAGAAGCAGAGGCUGAGAGUGAUGAUAGCGACAAAGGAAAAAACACAGGCAGGGACGCGCAGGGACUGUGA